This is a messenger RNA of Olea europaea var. sylvestris, 1397 nucleotides long. Its product is annotated as myb-related protein 308-like. The record is from RefSeq and is a predicted model, not a curated record. The coding region runs from base 104 to 1087 and encodes 327 amino acids. NCBI's taxonomy places the organism in Eukaryota, Viridiplantae, Streptophyta, Magnoliopsida, Lamiales, Oleaceae. The transcript is spliced from 3 exons.
UAUAUAUAAUCCCCAGGGCCUUGGCUUAUUUGUUAUGAUUUUAAGGAGGCAACCAAAUCAUAAGGAAAUCUAUAGUAAGUAACUAUUAGAGGGCCAGAAAACAAUGGGAAGGUCCCCUUGCUGUGAUGAAAGUGGCCUCAAGAAAGGUCCUUGGACCCCUGAAGAAGAUGACAAACUCAUCAAACAUAUCCAAAAACAUGGCCAUGGCAGCUGGAGAGCCCUCCCCAAACUUGCUGGUCUUAACAGAUGUGGAAAGAGUUGCAGGCUCCGUUGGACAAAUUAUUUGAGACCCGAUAUCAAAAGAGGAAAAUUUUCUCAAGAAGAGGAGCAGACAAUUCUCAAUCUCCAUGCCAUCCUAGGAAACAAAUGGUCUGCAAUUGCAACACACCUGCCUGGAAGGACAGAUAAUGAGAUAAAAAAUUUCUGGAACACUCAUCUGAAGAAGAAGUUGAUUCAGAUGGGAUUUGAUCCAAUGACUCAUCGGCCACGAACUGAAAUUUUUUCGAGCUUGCCUCAUCUCAUAGCCCUGGCCAACCUCAAAGAAGUCAUCGAAAACCCUUCAUGGGAGGAUCAGGCCAUCAGAUUUCAGACUGAAGCUGUCCAAAUGGCCCGACUGAAUCAAUAUUUGCAGGGUCUUCUUCAACCUCCAUCUUCCAUGGCAGCUAAUUUCCAAAAUAAUCUAAACGCCAUUAAUCCAAACAUGGUGUUAAACACACCCUACCUGGAACUACCUACCCCACUCCCCUCUCUUGCCAAUAACAAUACAAAUUUCCAGGCAAUUAUUGAUUCAAUCCCUUUCUCCCACAUGCCUGAUUUACAGGCCCCAUGCAGUCUUCAGACUUCUUUAAACAGGGACAUGGUUCACGCCGGUUCUCAUUUUGGUGUUCUUAAUCAAGGAGAAAAUUCACACUCUUCCCCAUGGCUUCCUCCAACUAUUUCUCCAUCUCCAUCCGCAGCCGCCGCAGCCCCACCGAUGACUGAGACUUCCAAUACUAAUACUGCCGAUGCUUGUAGUCCAUCUAGCUAUGAAGGAGCUCCAUUGUGGUCUGGACUUCUGGAUUACCCUCUAUUUCAUGAGAUUGCUUAAUAUUUAGACACUAUAUAUGCAUAAAGGUUUGGAGUUUGUGCCUUCCAUUUUUGUGAGUUUUGUUCAUUAUUAUUAUUAUUUUUUUUUGUUGGUUUCCCUUUUAAUUUAACAGCAUAUACAUACACUGUCCAUAGACAUUUAUGUGUAUCUGUAAACUAUCCAUUCAAAGUAGUUAUCAUCCUGCACAUAGAUAACCUGUAGAUUUGCCUUGAAUAUCUGUAUGUACAGAAAGAGAGGAUGCAUGGCAUCUGAAUGCUAUUUUCUUCUCAUUUUACUCAAACUGCAGUGGAUUUUUCCGUUAUUUUUCUAA